Molecule: messenger RNA, 1084 nt
Organism: Chrysoperla carnea
Lineage: Eukaryota; Metazoa; Arthropoda; Insecta; Neuroptera; Chrysopidae
Exons: 2
Coding region: 96-1028 (310 amino acids)
Source: RefSeq, a predicted model, not a curated record
GACUUUCAGAGAAGAAUAGUGCUUUGUACUUAAUUCCAAUAGGUUAAAAUUUUCAACAGUGUAAAGCAAAUUUCAAAACUCAUUUUAUUAGAACAAUGGUUUUUUUACAAUUAUUCAUCGGUUUGGGGAUUGUUUCUGUGUUAUCAGCCAAUAAAACACAAUCUGAUAAUGAUUCGAAAAUUGGAAAUAAGAAUGCAAAUAAUUUUCAUGAAACUUUGGGAAAGUUUCAAGGAAAUAUAACAAAAAUAUCUGGAAAAACCAUAAAUGAAAAUAAUACUUUAAACAGUUUUAACAAAACAUUUGCCAAGUUUCAAGACAAUAUAACAUUAUCCGAAACAAAUUCAAAGACUCGAAUGAUGCCAAAUCAUAUUCCAAUAAAAAUAUAUGGAAAAGGGAAUCAAACAAUCGAUGUUCCUUAUCAAAAAGUAGGCGUUAUAAUAGAAACUAAUCAAAAUCGAAAAAUUCAACUUAAACCUAUACAAUCAAAAUUUAAUGGAAAGCAAAAUUUAAAUCUAACAUUUAAUAAUAAAACAUCCCCUAAGAGUUCGAAUGGAAAAAUUGGACCUGGAAACCCUAAUCAAAAACGUCCUUAUCAAACGAAAGGCUUUAACACAGGAAAAAAUGAAAAAAUUGGGACAUAUGGGAAAAUUAAAUUUAAUGGAAAGCAAAGUUUAAAUGUAACAAUAAAUAAUGAAACAUUUGCAAAUAAUUCUAAUGAAAAACUUGGGGUGAAUAAUUCCAUAAAAUUCGAUGUAAACGAUGUAUUUCAUACUGUAAUGAAAAUGUUAAAAGAUUUCCAUGAAGCUACGGGAAUGAAAGAAACUUUGAAAAUGUUAAUGGAAAAAGCUGCUGUUGCACUAGCAAAGCUUGAUGGUAUGCUGAAAUAUAUAGGAGAAACAAUUACAAGUGUUAAAGAAAAAGUGGAAAAAUUACAAGAUGAUAUUUCACCUGUAACAAAUAAAGUCCCGAAUAAGAUUAAAAAAUCGUGGGGUAGGACAAAGAGAAAUUUAGACAUCUAUUUAGAAUAAAAAAAUACUGACGGUAAAUGCAAAAGAAAAUUGGCUUUUCUUGGGAGUAUAUCGUU